AUGUAUUUGCGGAACCCCUUAGAAAAACCAACCAAAACCGACCAGCACACUUUGCUGUGUGUGUCCCUGCUGUGUUGCGCUCUGCUACGGCGGCCGGCCCUUCGGUGCUUAACACGAGAGCGCACAACGUGUGAGGCGGCUGCUAAGAGCAACGGCGUCACGACGAGGGGCUGGAGCUCCUCGGGAUUUGCUACGCCGGGGGGCGAUGCCGGUGCGGCCGAGAUGCCGGGCCUGCCGUCCGCGUUUCCGUGGCGAGAAGCCACGGAUAAUCGGGGCAUGAGGGGGCUCGUGGAGCGGGCGAUGUACUCGGUGAUGCAGCACCAGCACCGGAGGUUCUUGCGCGCUGCUACCAAGCUGGAUGAUGCCGAUGAUGAUGCCUUUCUGGCGACGUGCCGCAGAAAUGGCGUUCGUCCAGGUGGCCGCCGGGGUCUUCCAGAUGCCAGCGCAUCAGGUUAUCGCACCCCUCACCAACGGGGAGGGAGGCGAAGGAAAGGCGUCUUUGGAAUCGGGGGGCCGAGGGAAGAGAAGGCAUGCGUGUAUCCAACCCUUUACCCAGGGGAUGGGCUGCCGGUGUGGGAUAUUCCAGAAGGGGCCUUGGUCGAUCCGCGCGACGUCAUGCACAAGGAUCUCGCAGAGUUUUACGUACAGGCCGCCGUGGCGGCAAAGGUGUCGAGGAGCACGCCGUUCUACCGGCUGCACGGGUUCACCUCCUGCGAAAUUUCGAACGUCAACGUGCUGUGGGGUGCUCAGCGAGGCGACCUGCCGGAAGAAGGAGAGACGAUCGAAAUCUGGGGUUCCAAGUACGUGCUGAAGUCGGUGCUCGAGGACAUCAAGGCGAUAUCCAGAUAUCGCGUGAACAAGGACCGAGCCGGUCUCGACAAGCCCUUGUCCUCGAUCCGGAAGACCACGGUGCAGGUGGACGUGGACAUCGGCUGUACCGAGACGUUCUUCGUCUCCGACAAUCGGACGGAGGAGGUGGUGGAUUUAGACAACUGGAUGAAGGGCAACACGUUCUGGUGA
Molecule: messenger RNA, 1020 nt
Organism: Ectocarpus siliculosus
Lineage: Eukaryota; Phaeophyceae; Ectocarpales; Ectocarpaceae
Source: the annotation of a GenBank genome assembly